GCGAAGACUCACCUUGGCCUUUUCGAAGAACUGUAACACAACAAGCAAUACAUGAAGUCAUCCGCGAAAAUGCCGCCUUUGGGUGCACGAGACCCAGCAAAUAUUUCGGCGCAAGUAAAGUGGUAUCGGUUGGUCCAAACAUAUAGAUUGCAUGUGAAUACUUGUACUGUAAUGCUUCAAAGCACCUCACCAAAACUGAUAUACCCUACGUGAAAACACAUACUACCACUACCAAACGAGACACCAUGAAAUUCAGAAUCAGAACCAGAGAGCUCGAGCUCUCGAAAGCCCUCGAUGAAGUCUUUUUGCGACUCUUCCUCAUGGCCAUGCGACUCUUCCAGGUCGUAUGCAGCAUUCCCAUCAUCGGGUUCGCAGCAGCUUUCAUCAGCGCACUCUCCAGCGAAGACCAAAAUGUGCCGUCAAAACUGUCCGCGGCUCUCGCGAUCGCUUGCGUCUGCACCGUUUACACCGGGUUGACCCUCCUGCCCAUCAUCUUUGGAGGUCCUGUCUUCUUCACUGUGGCGGCUGUAUUUGACGGCCUGUUUGUGGCUGCUUGGAGCAGCUUGAUAGGAGUUUGGGACAAUGAUGGGACGGCAACAUGCCACGCUUUCAUCAACAAGUACUUUGACUCGAGACCUCAAAAGUCAUACUUCUCCACAGACUGCAAGCUGGUCAAGGCAAUGUUUGCCUUUUUGAUUAUCAAUUUGGCUGCAUUUACUGCAUCGGCCGUCGUGGCAUUUUGUCUCCGCCUGAUCGAGCUGGAACAUACCAUGAGUUGGAGGAGUCUUCCAUUAUUCAACAAGCGGGACGAAAGGGAACGACAUUGCGCUUGCUGUAAUCACGACAAAUACCAUCCAUCGCCGCCAGCCAGUAUCAGUCACGAGCCCCUGACUAGUUCUGUAUGAGUAAGAGGAUACGGAAUGUUUUGUUGUUUAAUGAUGGUCUGCCUAUGAAGGUAUUCGGAGAGUCUACAAAAUUGCGUGAGGCGAGGGAUUUAUGAUUGAUUACCAUUGAAAAAGGACGGCUGAAGUUGACACGGGAUGUUUCACCAUGGACAGGAGGUUCACUUUGUCUUCCGAAUUGGAUUGGAGAGAACAAAUGUAUCAUUAAUGCUCUAUACAAGAGACGGCGAGAUUUACGGCCAUAAUGUAUCAAUAAUAUAAUCCUCACAAGUUGCACCUUUUA
Molecule: messenger RNA, 1185 nt
Organism: Exophiala oligosperma
Lineage: Eukaryota; Fungi; Ascomycota; Eurotiomycetes; Chaetothyriales; Herpotrichiellaceae
Exons: 2
Coding region: 246-905 (219 amino acids)
Source: RefSeq, a predicted model, not a curated record